This is a messenger RNA of Anopheles coluzzii, 5689 nucleotides long. It is a transcript of the gene AP-1sigma, whose product is annotated as AP-1 complex subunit sigma-2. The transcript has 2 exons. The record is from RefSeq and is a predicted model, not a curated record. Gene Ontology annotation, biological process: vesicle-mediated transport; intracellular protein transport. NCBI's taxonomy places the organism in Eukaryota, Metazoa, Arthropoda, Insecta, Diptera, Culicidae. Gene Ontology annotation, cellular component: AP-1 adaptor complex; intracellular membrane-bounded organelle; membrane coat. Bases 3417 to 4373 code for a protein of 318 amino acids. Gene Ontology annotation, molecular function: clathrin-cargo adaptor activity.
GCUAGACAUUGAACUUUUCUUCCAAUCCCUUGUCGUUUGCUCGUCUCUGCGAUUGACUUGGUGUUCUUGUUCAAAAGCCAGUAGUAUUACUAAGACCAACGCUAGGUGGUGCACACAGAGACACGCACACGGAACUCUAAGUGGAUCUUGCUACACAUUUCUUUUUCCUGGGAAAGCAAGACUUUGUUAGAAAAGCAUGCAAUGCUGUAAUGUGUAGCAAAUUUUAGCAAACGUUUGAAUUUAAUAAAAUUAAAGCUUUGAUGUUUAUCGAUCGCUCUCUAACGUGGCAAUGUGGGGUAAUAGUGCAAUGGAUCAGUUUUUAUAUACGCUGCAACAGUAGAACCGGCUAUACUUAUAGGUGGAAUGAUUUAUAUACCCUUUUGUAUAUUUUUAUGUUCAAUGAUUGUAUUUUUCCAAUUUUUUUCCUCUCUCCCUUUAAUGAAACCACUCUUUUAUAACAACACUAAUCGUAGUAAGAAAAAGACUUGAAAAGCACAGUUGUAUGACUUUUAAGAAAUAUUAGCAUGGUUAGUGGAAAAGUAGCUGCACAUACUCGGAAACAGCAAAUGCACUAGGCUUCUGCGGCUAUGCAUUUCAAUAUUAGUGUGUUUUUUUACUCUUUACGAUCGAUCGACAAUCGUUGCAUUUAAACAAAGCCCAAAAAAAACAAUCAAUUUUUCGCACAGAGGAACUUAAGAUUCAACAAUAUCUUCCUGUAUGAUUUUUCGCCUUAAAGGUACAUUCAAAGGUACAAUACAUUCUGGUGUGAACUUUACUUCCCUGCACAAAACCCUUGAUUUGUAUUUCUUCUGACCUUUCCGUUUCGUUUCGUUGGUUCGAUUGUUCCAAAACCCCCAAAACCACCCCACGUGCUGUGUUCUACUGCACAAUUGACUACUUUACGUACGUGACUGUAUUGUGCAUUUUGUUCUCCCGUUUUGUGACCCCUUCGAGUUCUGCCUCUAAUCGCAACCUCUCCUCGGUACAAAGUAAACUGAAACAAACUCAACUUCCCUCCCGACAAGGACGAAACGCCACAAGGAUUCUUCGAGGAUCAUGGGCUCGGAUAGACGGCGGCCGGUGUCGGUGGAACAAGGCGUAUCCUUUCGCUAGCCAAAGCUCGCAACGAAUUAUAAUUUACCGUGCAGUAGUUUCGUUUUAUGUGCAAACAUUUCAUUUUUAGGCGAUAAUUCCAUCCUCUCGCGGAUUCGCGGUUUUAAACAAUUCUCCGUUUCCGUAGGGCGCCACGCAACACGCGUACUCGAUUUGUCCCGCACAACAUAUCAUAUAUUUUGUUUAACGUAACGUUUAACAUUUCGUUUACAUUUCGUACCUUUCGAACGAAAACAUCCUAAAAUCAAACGAUUUAUCCAACGGCAUUUUGUUGUAUUAUUAAUGAUUAAAAACGAUACGACACUUUCAUCAGACACCGUAACUACGCUGCGCUACCCAAACGAGCUUUCUCGAUGUAUGGAGUAAAACAAUGAGAGGAUGUGGAAUGAAUUCAUCGAUCCCCAUUCCCUUAAACUCUACUUGUACUUAAGCAUGUGUAAGAUACAUUCGUCAACAUUUCCAUCGGCAUUAUUAUUUAUCCUCUCACACAACGGGGGGACAGGGGGAUACAGUGGGAAAUGUGCAAUCUGCGCAGCUGCGUAUGAUCACACGUGCGUGCUUUUCCCUUACGCAUGCCAUGCCGAAUCACAGUUUACACAGUUUGCUUCGUAGACGGAACAGGUUUGCGCGGGAAUUGCUGUAAUUAUAGAGAGGAUCGCAUAAAGGAUCGCAAGAUCACGUUCAGUUGAUUGCGUAAGACCGACCUACCUACACAUACACAUAGCAUUUAUAGAUUGUAGAUUUAUGUCCGUUGACCAAGAUGUUUGUUUAACGUAAUAGUGAGAACAUAUUCCUCAUACGCACUACUUAUUGAACAAAAGAAAAAUAUGCGAUUUCUAAUAAAAUUAGAAGCUAGUUUAGGACGUAAAUGAUACGGUUCAUUACCUUGUGGCAUGGUUUGGCAUAUUGAGAAAUAUCUGGCGAAUAAAUGUAUGUCGUAAUGUCUUCUACUACAAUAUCACCCUUGUUUCAGCAUUCAUGGGAUAAAUAUGCUAAAAUGGAUAAAAAAUACGAUUAAAAGCUGUUUUUGGAAUAUAUGUCAUAUCAUUUGCAACAAGGCAAACAACAAAAAUAUAAAAAAAACUGGGGAAAGGGUCCGUAUCUUAAUUGCUAUAGUAUCAUAACAAAUCAACGAAUCGCUCUAGUUGAGCACAGUUGGAGGUGUAGUCAACGAUGACAUAUAUUAAUAAUAAUGAUGUCAAUGAUGACAUAAUUUAUAACAUAUAUUAAUAGAAGCUUACUGAAAGAAAAAGAAAUUAAAUUUUAGAUGAAAAUAUACAGCUUCUAAAUAAAAUCAACUUCAUUCAUCAUUAGACUCCAAAAGUAAAUAUCAAAGCCACUUAAAAAGUUAGAAUCUAAACACAGGAGAUGAAGCGAUGGUCUGGGCUCAUAAAAAUGCUUAAUAAUGUUUUAGGGACGAAUUUAAUUUAGAGUUUGAUUACUUCAUUUUUUCUGUUCCAAAAAUUGCUUAACAAAGUAUUUUUGGUGAAUGUCAUUUGUUCGUCCCGGGUCAUUCAUUCCAGGCAGAUAGUUAAGAUUGGUCAAUCAUAUAAAAUAAUACAUUUAAAAAAAUGAAAAUCUAUACAAUUUAAUUUACCGGUUGUUUUAUAAAGAUUUUACACUAUAAUUUGUCAUAGUGAAGUUUGUAGAAUUUCUUCCUCGAGCCAAGGAUCGAACCUUUGACAAAGUGCAUGGACAACUACCUCUGAUUUAUACACAGCAGAUAGUUUCUAUACCCACACACCUAAUUUUCGUGUCAUGACAAGAUUUUCAAUAUAUAUGAUAUCGGUCAGUACGGGGUGUUGUUUGUAGAUGGAAUUUUCGCACAUUUUUAAUUAUUUUUACUUUGCAUGUAUAGCUCUUGCUAUAAUUAAUGAACGUUAUCUUAACCGCUCAGUUUCUUUAACCGCAAAUGAAAGUUUUUGGCAUACAACCUUAUCACAAUUAUUCUGUCAAUAUUUUCUACCGAUAAGAGAAAUAAGAGCAGAAUUUCGGAAGAGUCAAUGUAAGAAAUGUAUGUUCUUAUGCUUAAAUCACAUUUUUGUAACGGUGUUCGUGUGGAUACUGUCGUUGGGUUGCUGAAAAAUCUACUUUCAUCUACAGUCAGUCCAAAAAGUAUUCGUCUAGCUGAAUAUUUAACAGAAAAAGGCGAAUUAAGGCCGCAAUACGUUUGGGGCGAUAAAAGUAAUGAUGAGGUUUUAUAAAGAGGCCAUCAAUGUCAUUCCAAGUUGGUACGUCAAACGGACAACACAGUUUUUUCAAAGCAAACGUUGAACGAGUGAUACAAAAAACGAUUUUGCAAAAUGGUGACGAAGGACAAUACCUUCAAAGUGGAUUUCAAUCCAAUGCCACAAAGACCGAGUCCGGGCUAUGUGAUACAAUUUAUUUUGGAGAAAAUUGGAGUAAAAAAGGAGAGUUUGCUAAAGGUGCAACUGAUGACGACAACGGCUAUUGCAGUGGUGCAAAUAAAAGAAUCGGGAGAGGCCAUAAAAAUAGUGGAUAACCACGAUGGCAAACACGCGGUGGACUACAAUGGGGAGAAAUAUUUCAUACCCAUAAAAAUGGAAGAUAACUCGACAAGAGUAAUAAUAAAAAACUGUACGGAUCAGAUAACUAACGAGGAGAUUAAAAAAGCCAUGAUGAAAUUUGGAGAAGUAAAGAAAGUCAUUGACUUUGUAUGGGAAGCGCCAUCCCCGAUAGCGGGAAUAAGAGAUGGUAACCGAGAGGUAACCAUCGUAAUAGAUACACCAAUACCAUCAUUCGUAUCUAUUAAAGGAGAAAAGGCGCAUGUACAAUACAAUGGACAGCAGAGAACGUGUAAGUACUGUGAACUCAACAUGCAUUUAGGCAUGACCUGUCUCCAGUACAAAAAAACGGUGACGAAUAACAACGAGGAUGAAGGUACGUAUGCCAAUAUGGUACGGAAGGAAGGGGUAAAGAGUUCGGUACAGAAUAGACUACAGUUAGAGAGAGCAGUGGAGGGAUUGAACUCAGGGGAAAAAAAACAAGAUAACACUUUGUUCAAAAAACCGGUUAACACAAUAAAAGAGCGACGAGUGUAUGAGAGCGUAGAAGAAGCUCCUAGCACUAGCAAAGCUAAUGCUCAGAAGCGCACAGGAAUAGUGGACAGCCACACUACAACAGAAACUGAGGAUGAAAGUUGCAUGGAAACAGAAACCGAAUUAAAAAAACUAAAAGGAAGACCCAAAAAAACAAAAACUCUGACACAGGAAACAAAACAAGACAAUAACACAAACUAAUAAACUAAACAAUAAAGAAAAAUUAAAUGAAAAUAAAAAUGGCGACGAUAAAUCAAAAGGAAAUUAGCCUAUUACAGACUAAUAUAACAAGUUUAAAACGAAAUAAAGAAGAAUUAGAGAGGAUGAUGAACGCAAACAAAAUUACUAUCGCGUGCAUUACCGAAACAUGGAUGAAAGAAGAGGAAGUUAAUAAAGUAAACGUAUCAAAUUACAAUUUAGUUACCAGCAACAGGGAAGAUGGAUAUGGAGGAUCAGCCAUAUACAUUAGAAAAAAUUUAGCAUACAAAGUUAUCAAACAUGACAUAAAAGAUAAAGAAGUUCAAAUUACAGAAAUAAAAUUAACCAGGGAAAAAAUAAAUAUAGUAAGUGUAUACAUGUCACCUCAAUUAAAAAUUAAUAGAUUCAGAGAAAAUGUUAGCAAAUUACUACACAACAGAUCAGGAAAUCAAAAAAAUAUAAUAACAGGAGAUUUAAACUGUCAUCACAAAAUAUGGGGGAACCCAACAAAUGACAGUAAAGGGAACUUUUUAUUAAAUGAAUUAAAUGACUCAAAUUUAUGCUUAUUACACAACAAGGAAAAAACACUAAUACCCACCGAUAGAAGCAAAAGAGAAACAGCUGUUGACCUUACUAUCAUAUCAGAAGAUAUAAUAGAUAAGUGCCAAAGAACAGUUACAGAACAUCAUAUGGGUGCAACAAACCACAAAACUAUAAUAACAAAAAUAAAUGAAAUAAUACAGGAACACACAGUAACAUACACAAAUAAAUCAAAAUUGUUCAAAGAAAUAGAAGCAAUCGAGGUAAAAGAAACCACGACAGCAUACCAGGUAACAAAACAAAUUAAAAAAUUAAUAAAAUCUAACAAAAUCACAUCGAAAAAAAACCAAAAAUAUACUGGAAUAUAGAAACAGAAAAAGCAUGGAAAAACAAAAAUGAACUUAGAAAAAUUUUCAACAAUGACAAAAGCACGGAAAAUAAAAUCAACAUGAAUAAAGGAAUAGCUGAAUUUAGAACGAAAAAAAGACUUAAUAAAAUAAAAAAAUUUGAGGACAAGCUAGAGGAAGUAGAUUUCAACAGAGAUCCAAUAAAACUGUAUGAAUUCUUACAAAAAAUGGAAGGGAAAUUCAAAAGUAAAACAAAAGCAGGAAACAUAAUAGAAACUGACAGGAAAGCAGCAAAAAUUUUCUUAGACAAACAUUUUUUUAAAAAUAAAAAAGGAAACAAGAAGCCUUAUAGAAACUUUAAACCUAACAAAGAUAUCAUAGAUAUACAUAAAUGGAAUCGCUUAUUAAAAAAGAAAAAAAACACAACACCAG